Molecule: messenger RNA, 2236 nt
Organism: Poecilia latipinna (sailfin molly)
Lineage: Eukaryota; Metazoa; Chordata; Actinopteri; Cyprinodontiformes; Poeciliidae
Product: deoxynucleoside triphosphate triphosphohydrolase SAMHD1-like
Exons: 15
Coding region: 278-1669 (463 amino acids)
Biological process (GO): defense response to virus; dGTP catabolic process; regulation of innate immune response
Cellular component (GO): nucleus
Molecular function (GO): dGTPase activity
Source: RefSeq, a predicted model, not a curated record
CGGUGCUUUUGUAUGUGUUCCUCUUGUACGUCAGAAGAUAACCUCGCCCUUCUCACUAGGGUGUAUCCGCCCUGGAGGAGGAGACACUCUAGCUGCCAAUAUAAACUGCUGCUGCGAGAGAAGCAGGUUGGCAUUUUGAUUCUGAGGAUUCUGAUGUGACUCUGAAGUUUCCUUGCUGCGUUGGUAAUAUUGCAAUGACAUCUUGGCAUUAAUCAUUUGAUCAUUAAUUUCAAGAGUCCUGGUGACCAUAUGCUGAUCCUACAAAAUCUCAGAAACAAUGGCAGACACUGUUUCAGAAAUAAUGGAAAACAAAAAUAAGGUGUUCAAUGAUCCCAUCCAUGGCAAUAUCGAGCUGCACCCAAUCCUUGUCAAGAUCAUCGAUACGCCUCAGUUUCAGCGACUUCGAAACAUCAAGCAGCUUGGCGGAGUAUAUUACGUUUAUCCUGGAGCGUCCCACAACCGCUUUGAACACAGCAUUGGGGUGGCGUACUUGGCUGGAGAACUUCUCCAGACUCUCAAAGAGAAGCAGCAAAAACUCAGAAUUGAUGAGAGGGACGUCCUUUGUGUGCAGAUUGCUGGACUUUGCCAUGACCUGGGACAUGGACCGUUUUCCCACAUGUUUGAUCUAAUGUUUAUACCCAAAGCACGUCCUGGAUAUGACUGGAGCCAUGAGAAGGCAUCUCAAAACAUGUUUGACCAUCUAGUGGAAGAAAAUGGCUUGAUAGGAGUCAUGGAGCACCACGGCCUGGUGCCGGAAGAGGACCGGCUCUUUAUAAAGGAACUGAUCGAUCCUCCAAAAGUUGAAGAAAUUACUGAGUGGCCACAUCAUGGCCGACCCAGAGAGAAGGCCUUCCUCUAUGAAGUUGUGUCCAACACCAGGAACAAGAUUGAUGUGGAUAAGUGGGAAUAUUUUGCGAGGGACUGCCAUCACCUGGGUAUGAAGAACAACUUUGACUGCCAUCGCUUGAUUAAAUUUGCCAGAGUGUGUGAAGUUGAUGGGAUGAUGCAGCUCUGUUACAGAGACAAGGAGGUGUUCAAUCUGUACAACAUGUUCUACACAAGGUUCUCUUUGCACAAAAGAGCCUACCAGCAUAAAGUGGCCAACAGCGUAGAGUGGAUGAUCAGAGAUGCUUUUCUAGAAGCAGAUCAGCACAUGGAGAUCAAAGGCCAUGAUGGGAAGACGUUCACCCUCUCCACAGCUAUUGAUGACAUGGUGGCAUACACUAAGCUGACUGAUGCUAUAUUUGAUCAGAUAUUGAAUUCCUCUUCCGAGGAGCUUCAGAGGGCAAGAGAAAUACUGGAAAGGAUGAUGCGAAGAAAGCUCUACGUGUGUCUGGGGGAUUUUUCAUCCCAACAACCUCAGGCCAUUAUUGAAGCUCAAUGGAACAAACAUCUCAGAGGGGGAAACCCAGACGAUUAUGUAGUGGAAUUAGUCAAGUAUAACUAUGGAAUGGGGGCAGAAGAUCCAAUAAAACAUGUGAGGUUCUACAACAAGCAAAACACGGAUGAGGCCAGGCCCAUCAACCGAGCUCAGGUAUCUCUACUUCUUCCAGAGCACUUUGAAGAGAAGAAAUGUAGAAUCUACACGAAGAGAACAAGUAAUGAGGAUCUGGAGGCUGACAGAAAGAUGUUUAACACAUUUGGCCCUGCACAACCACAUCAAGCCUGAGGAAGUAAUCAUGGCACCUACUGUGAAACCUCUGAAACCAGGUUGGCAUAACCACAGAACUUGAAAGAAAUGCAUUUUAUUCUUUAUUCUUGUCAAUAAGUAUAACCAUGCACAAAUUUAAAUGGGUUUGUAAAAGUGCAAACAAACUUUUUGCAUUUAAAAAGGAUUGUAAGUUAAUCAUAUGGAUUUUUUUUUCUUAAAGGUGAAGGUUUUGAUUAACAUAGACAAUAUUUACAUAUUAAGAAAUACAGUGAAAAAGAUACUUUUGAAACUUUAUUCAAAUAUUUGAUUUAUCAUUUGUGAUUCUUCUGUUAUUUUUGGGUGUUUGGUUUAAGGGUAUAUGAUUUAUUAGUUUUAUUCAUACUUAAUUAGUUUUGGUAAAUUACGUUUGUUGUCAUCACCUUCCAGGUCGGUUGACAUUACAAAUAUGUCUUUGGGUAUCAUUUAAAUAAAAUAUUAUUCUUGACUAAAUGUAUAUUAGUGCCAUUCAAUCUGGACUUGAAUGUGAAAAUUUUCUCACAAGUGGUGAGAAUGUAAUCAUUUUAAUAAACUUGUUUUAAAAUAAAA